Molecule: messenger RNA, 747 nt
Organism: Aspergillus aculeatus ATCC 16872
Lineage: Eukaryota; Fungi; Ascomycota; Eurotiomycetes; Eurotiales; Aspergillaceae
Exons: 2
Coding region: 1-747 (248 amino acids)
Source: RefSeq, a predicted model, not a curated record
AUGGACUCAGCAUCCUCCACCGUGGCCGCGUCCUUCACCUCGACGUCGCACGCCUCCCUCGAGGCGGAGUCCAAGUUCCUCACGCGCACUCGCUUCCUCCGCCUCGUCCGCCUAGGGCUGGCGAUCCUCAUCUUCUGCGUGGCGAUCCCAACCAUCGCCUGCGAGGCCGUGGCCCUGCACCACUACCGCCAGACCUCGCGCUACAGCCAAGUCUGGCUCUACCUGUGGCCGCUGAACCUCGACCUGCGCCCGGCCAAGGCCCUGCUCGCCUGUGGCAGUGUGAUUGCGUUCCAGACCCUCAUCUACAUCAUCGCUGCCCUUGUUCCAUCUCCCCACUCCCACAUCCGCCGACUAAACCUCCUCGCCGCAGUCACGGCCCUCUCGGGCUUCAUCACGGCCCUUGUGGGGUUCGUGUUCGUGAUCUACCGCCCCGGCGCGAGUGGCCGCAACGGGUUCCACGAUACCGAGACUCUCCAUUCUUGGACUUGCAAGUGGACGGCGUCUUCUUCCAGUAGUAGUAGUAGCAGUAGCAAUGUCCCUGCGCAUUUCGCGUGGGACUGCGCGGUGACGCAUGCAUCGUUUGUGUUGCUGGGGGUGUUGAUCGGGCUGGAGAUCGUGCUGGGCGUCGUCGCGACGGCGGGGCUCUGGCUGGAGCGGAAUGUGUCGCGGCAGCGGGUGACGAAGAAGCCUUCGUUGGAGAUGGUAGGGAUGGUGGAUACCAAGGUUGAUCGGUAUCCGGGGACUUGA